AUGCCCCGCGUCGCGGCGUCUGCCGAGGAAAGGGCAGGAGAGGGCCGGGCCCCGCCAGCGGCCGCCCAGCUCGCACGUGCUUCCACGCCGCUCCGCUUAAAGAGCCGCCCCGACGGCAGCAGCGCGCCGAGCGCGAUGCGGCUGCUGCCGCUGCUCUUCUUGCUGCUGGCGGGCGAGCGCGGGGAGCGUCAGGCGGCCCGUCGCGUCGCCUCCUGUCCGCAGCAGCAUUCCCCGCGACGGCUCAGCGGGCGCGAGAAGCGGGAGAUGCAGCGCGAGAUCCUGGCUCUGCUGGGCUUGCCGGGCAGGUCCGCUCCGGCCGGCGCCCGCCACUCGCCGCCCCCCUCCGCCGCCCCUCUCUUCAUGCUGGACUUGUACCGGGCCAUGGCCAGCCAGGACGAGGACGACGGCACCAGCUGGGCGCCCCAGCGGAGGAGGGCGCUCGACGGCGCGGACACCGUCAUGAGCUUUGUCAACGUGGUUGAACUGGACAGAGAUAUCUUCUAUCAAAAGCCGUACUGGAAGGAGUUCAGGUUCGACUUAACCCAGAUCCCAACAGGGGAGUCUGUAACAGCAGCUGAGUUCCGCAUUUACAAGAUGCAGAGUGUCACUCGCCAUAUCAAUCAAACCCUGCACGUCAGCAUUUAUGAGAUUGUCCAAGAUCACCCCAACAGAGAAUCGGAGUUACUCCUUUUGGAUCUGCAGGAUUUUCUGGCUGGGACAGAGGGCUGGCUGGCUUUUGAUGUCGCAGCUGCCAGUAAUCACUGGUUGUUAAACCGCAAAUACAACCUGGCCUUGAGACUUUACGUUGAAACGGAUGCUGGGCAGAGCAUCGAUCCUGGAUUGGCAGGCCUCUUGGGUCGCCAUGGGCCACGCUCCAAGCAGCCCUUCGUGGUGACAUUCUUCCGGGCAAGCCAGAGCCCAGCCAGGCUCCCCCGAGCUGUCAGGCAGCCAAGGAAGAAGCAGCACAAGAGGACCAACAGCUUCCCACACGCGAAUAGGCUUCCAGGAUCAUUCGAUGACGUUCAUCCUUCUGAAGGGAAACACGUGUGCAGGAGACAGGAGUUGUACGUCAGCUUUCAAGACCUUGGAUGGCUGAACUGGGUGAUUGCCCCCCAAGGCUACUCGGCCUUCUACUGCCAAGGAGACUGUGCUUUCCCUCUGGAUUCCUGCAUGAAUGCCACCAACCAUGCCAUCCUCCAGUCCCUGGUCCACCUGAUGAAGCCAGACACAGUUCCCAAGGCUUGCUGCGCCCCCACCAAACUCAGUGCCACGUCCGUGCUCUAUUAUGACAGCAACAACAACGUCAUCCUCAAGAAACACCGCAACAUGGUGGUGAAGACGUGUGGCUGCCUCUGAUGCCCUGGGAGACCCUUGGCCUGC
Gekko japonicus is the source of this 1380-nucleotide messenger RNA. RefSeq names its product bone morphogenetic protein 8B-like. The record is from RefSeq and is a predicted model, not a curated record. Lineage: Eukaryota; Metazoa; Chordata; Lepidosauria; Squamata; Gekkonidae. The coding region runs from base 1 to 1356 and encodes 451 amino acids. The transcript is spliced from 7 exons. Gene Ontology annotation, molecular function: cytokine activity; growth factor activity. Gene Ontology annotation, biological process: SMAD protein signal transduction. Gene Ontology annotation, cellular component: extracellular region.